Racocetra fulgida is the source of this 1072-nucleotide messenger RNA. Lineage: Eukaryota; Fungi; Glomeromycota; Glomeromycetes; Diversisporales; Gigasporaceae. The record is from the annotation of a GenBank genome assembly.
AUGUCCUCAUCGAUCCUAUUUGUAAAAGCAUUAUACGACUUUACUUCUACAGAUACUUCGAAAUCUGGUUGGUGGGACGGUCUAUGCAACGGUGAGCGUGGCUGGUUUCCUAGUAAUUAUGUUACAAAUUUAGAUGACGAGGAUGAUAUAUCGGAUGAAGAUAAGUUAGCCGAUUGGAUUCCUCAACAAACUCCGGACGGUGAUAUAUUUUAUUAUAAUACCCGAACGGGUGAAUCUUCUUGGGAAUUACCCAGAGAAGAUAAGCAUAUGGAUGAUAGUUCUACACAACGUGGCAGUAGUAAUUACACUGGAUCCGGUGUCUCUACACAAUCUACCAUGGGUUCUUUUAUAAGACAGAAGCCACUACCAGAAAAUUGGAUACAACAACCUACCGAAGAUGGUAACACAUACUAUUAUUUUAAUACAGUAACUCAAGAGAUUAGAUGGACUUACCCUGGUGAUGAAUUCACUCCUGGAAAUUCUGAUUCCGUUGAUGAUAAUGACAUUGUUGUUACUUCGGAGUGUGUAGAAGGUGAAGUUGUUGAUGAAUCUUUGGUGGAUGCUGAUAAGGAAAGUGUCACUAGUUCAAAGGAUAGUGGAUUAAGUACUAGCACUGCUAGUACUGUUCAACAAAAGCAUCAACUUUCUACUGACGAAAAGCUUCCACCUGGUUGGGGUAAGAAAACUACACCCCAAGGAAAAGUUUAUUAUUUUAAUAAAACGACCGAAGAGACUACUUGGAGUCUUGAUAAUAUUGGCGAAGAUGGUCUUUUGAUUAAAACUGAUGACGACGAAGCUGAAAAGCUUCCACCUGGUUGGGGUAAAAAAAAUUCCCCCCGAGGAAAAGUUUACUAUUUUAAUGAUGCGACUGGAGAGACUACUUGGAGUCUUGAUAAUAUUGGUGAAGAUGGCCGUUUGAUUAAAACUGAUGAUGAUGCUAUACCUUUUGGUGCUGGUAUUGGCUCUGGUGAUGAAGCUCCAGAUGAUCCUUUACCUCCUCCUCCUCCUAUCACUACUCUUCAAAAAAAUCCUGAUCAAUCUUUUCUCAUGCGAAAUUCUAAUGAACCAUAUA